AUGUUCCGACCCAGAAGAAGCGCUGGGCAGGCUGGCCCCCCUGAAGCACCAGCCGCAGAAGAUACUCAUCAGCCAAAGUUCCACUCGAUGCAAGAUAGGGAACAACUUAAUACACCUGCUACGUCAGCAUCUAGAGUCACUCAGCAGACCAUGUUUCGCUCUGCAAGAAACAUGGCGCCAGCUACUACCGCUCCUGCCGCAUCAGCCUCUCGGACUGCUCAUCAAGACAUGCCUCAACUCAUAUCUCAGCCAGGGAACAAUGCUAGACCAAACCAGACUAUUUCUACACAAGCAUUUCGCAGACCUCCGCGGUUUUUAAUGUCAGCGAGGGGAAACUCUGAAUUAACAAAUGCUUCCACCGCCUCGACAUCUCGAGCCACACGGCCUGCACCUCGACUCAUUGAUAGCAUUGAAUCCGAUGGCACUGAUGGCACUCCUCCACCAGCAAAUGCUUCUGCUACAUCGUCAUCUCGUGUUACACGACCUGCUUCUCGAUUCGUUGAUAGGAUUGAGUCUGAUGGUACUCCCCCACCAGCAAAUGCUUCUGCUACAUCGUCAUCCCGUAUUACACGACCUCCUUCUCGGCUCGUUGCCAGCAUUGACUUUGACGGCAUUCCUCCAUCAGCAAAUGCUUCUGCUACAUCGUCAUCUCGUAUUACACGACCUCCUUCUCGGCUUGUUGAUAGUAUUGAGUUUGACGACAUACCUCCACCAGCAAAUGCUUCUGCUACACCGUCAUCCCGUAUUACACGACCUCCUUCUCGGCUCGUUGCCAGCAUUGAGUCUGACGGCACUCCUCUUCUACCACCAUCUCGCAAUAUCCAGCAGCCCAUACUUCAGCAUGUGAGAAACACUGGCCCGCCUAGUCUUGGCUCCGUUAAUAUGCCCUCUACCUCAACGACUCGUGGCCCUAGGCCGUUCCCGUUGCCAGGCAGAAUAGAGACUGGACCAACUACUGCGUUAAUCACAACGGCACCGCGAACAGCUCAACAGCCCAUGCUUCAGCCCACGAGAAACGCCAUACCAGCUCAUGCUCCCACUGUUUCAGCGCCCAGGGUGGCUCUACAAUCUACAGCCCAGCCUACAAGAACAUUACCGGCUCAGAAUCCCUCUGCCUCAUCAUCUCGCACCUCUCAACAGGCUGCAUUCCGCCCCGUGAGGGCAGCCGCAGUGCCAGCAAAUGCUCCCGCUCCGCCAGCAUCUGCUUCUAUCCUCGAGUUCAUCUGCCUAUACACACACGACCUCCGCCGCAAGAAGAAGAGAUGGCAGGACGGAAAGCUCAAAUUCCACACCUUCAACAAGAAAUAUAUGGUGUAUGACGAGAGCGGAAGCUUCGUUGGCGACGGACACUGGCAAGGAGAAGAAGGCGAAUUCGCAGAGGGCCUCGAGAUGAGCCUCGAUCGAGGCAUGGCCAUUGUACAAGUCUUGGAGUGCACGGGCUCCAAGGAGCAGGACCUUGGGGAGGUCCUCGGGAAGAGGGCGAGGGAGGUGGAGGAGAGGCGCGUAAAUGCUGCAGCCAAAAACCCAGCAUCAACGGCUUCGUCGAACCCGGCGAAGAGGAGCAGGGGGGUCGCGGUGGUGGUGCGGGCGGCACCAUCCUCCUCAACAACUGCUGCCGCGAUCCCCCCUCCCCCUCCUCCUCCUCCCCCUCCUCCUCCUACCAGGAACGGAGGGGCAUGGAGCAAGCAUGCCGCGGACUUGCUGGGGAUGACCCGGCCAAGGAGGUAA
Trichoderma virens Gv29-8 is the source of this 1728-nucleotide messenger RNA. RefSeq lists its product as uncharacterized. Gene Ontology annotation, cellular component: site of double-strand break; nucleus. The transcript has a single exon. Gene Ontology annotation, biological process: double-strand break repair. The record is from RefSeq and is a predicted model, not a curated record. Bases 1 to 1728 code for a protein of 575 amino acids. NCBI's taxonomy places the organism in Eukaryota, Fungi, Ascomycota, Sordariomycetes, Hypocreales, Hypocreaceae.